Molecule: messenger RNA, 1149 nt
Organism: Prunus armeniaca (apricot)
Lineage: Eukaryota; Viridiplantae; Streptophyta; Magnoliopsida; Rosales; Rosaceae
Source: the annotation of a GenBank genome assembly
AUGAAAAUUGAUUCAUCAUCAGACGCAGCAGCAGCCCAACGCUUCCGCAUCGGGUACGCCUUUGCACCCAAGAAGGAGCAGAGCUUCAUCCAGCCCUCUCUCCUGGACCAUGCCUCCCAAAACGGCAUUGAUUUCGUCCCAAUUUCAAUAACCGACUCCUCGUCGGAGGAGGAGGCGGCCGAGGCCUUGAUCCAACAAGGCCCAUUCCACUGCAUCAUCCACAAGCUCUAUGGCCACCGCUGGAACCACCAGUUGAAGCAAUACUCCUCCAAGUAUCCACAAACUCUCAUACUUGACCCGCCCGACUCCAUUGAGCGCCUCCACAACAGGGUCUCCAUGCUCCAAGUCGUCAGCGCCCUCAAAUUGAAUUCCCAAUUUAACAUCUCUGUCUCUGUGCCUAAACAGGUGUUGCUUCAAAACCCCCAGUCGCCUGAUUCUAUUCAUCAUAAUACUAAUGAUGGUGCGGUGGAGUUUCCGGUGAUUGCCAAGCCCUUGCUGGCCAAUGGCAGCGCCAAGUCGCAUGAGAUGUAUUUGGUUUUUGACCCCAAGGGCUUGCAGACUCUUCUUCUCACUAAUACCACUACUAGUGCUAGUACCCAACCCAUUUUGCUUCAACAGUUUGUGAACCACGGCGAGGUCGUCUUCAAGGUUUACGUCAUUGGCGAAUACGUCCAGUGCGUCAAGCGGAGCUCCUUGCCCGAUAUUUCGGAGCGGCAGCUGACCGCAUCGGAAGGGCAAGUGUUGCCGUUUUCGCAGAUAUCGAAUUCUCCUCAGCCUCAGGAGGAGGAUGAACAUGGUCUGGGUCUGGCUCAUGAUCCUCAUGAAAUGCCUCCUUCUGACUUCGUGGAGGAGCUGGCCAGGGGGAUACGCCUCGGCCUCAAACUCAACUUCUUUAACUUUGAUGUGAUUCGGGAUUCUGGGAACCCUCACUCCUAUUUUGUCAUUGACAUCAAUUACUUUCCUGGCUAUGCCAAGUUGCCCUCCUAUGAGCAGGUCUUGACCAAGUUUCUGUUGGCUCUUCUUACCACUCCAACCCAAAAGGACCACCAGCUGGAACCAGCUACCACUGAGGAGGAGGAGGAGUCUGAUCAUGACCUCUUAGGAGACGGAGAAGGGGGAGGAGAUGCUUCCCUCCGGCUCCUACCCUAA